AUGGCUUCAUCGGCCAGCACUGGCCCAGGGGCAGAUGACGGUGGCCGCAGGAAGCCCCGCCUGGCAGCCUCAUUGCAGAUUAGCCCCAGGCAUCCUUCUGCCAGCCCGGGCCAAGAUCCCUGGCAGCCUCGGCCUGUCCCCAGCGUGGACAGUGAGGGGGGUGGGCAGGCCCUGGCCUCGGCUCUGGGGGACGGUGGGCCCUUGGUAGCGGCUGGAGUUGGAGUACUGGGGACAGCUCAGGCGCGGGAAGACUUUGAGCGACCGAUGGGAAGAUCCCCGAGGGUCUCUGUCCCACCUACAGGGCCCGCGGGGGAUUUCCCGAAGGCGGCCAGACAGCUGGGCCUGCAACUCAAAGAUCUGCCGCCUGACCAGGCCGUGGCCUCGCUCACACAGUACGCGGCCCGUCUAGGAGUCUCCCUGAUCUUCCGAGAGGACCAGACGGCAGACCCCUGCUGCCCCUUCUCUGUAUGGGUGGAACUGAAUGGGGUGGCCUGCCCUGCGGGCACCGCCAACAGCAAGAAGGAGGCGAAACAGCAGGCGGCUCUCUCUGCCCUCAGCUACAUCCAGAGUCAGCUGGAGAGCCCAGGACAAAAGGCGGGAGGGCAGUCCCUAGCACCCAUGACAACCCACACCCUUGUCUCUCUUCCAGAGUCCCCAAAGACCCCCAGCAGGCCUCCACUUGACAAUCUGAAUGUAGAGAACAUCCUGACCCACGAGCAGCGCUGCGCAGCUGUGGUCAGCGCCGGCUUUGACCACCUGGUGAAUGAGGCUUCACCUUACCGGGCCUGUAAGGGGACUGUGGCUGCCGUCAUCCUGGAGAGAGAGGUCCCGAGUGCCAGGGGCCAUACCAAGGAGAUCUACAAGCUGGUGGCACUAGGCACAGGCAGCAGCAGCUGUGCUGGCUGGCUGGAGUUCUCAGGCCGGCAGCUCCAUGACUGCCACGGUGUGGUCAUCGCCCGCCGGGCCCUGCUGAGAUUCUUGUACCGGCAGCUCUUGCUGGCAACACAGGGUGGCCCCAAGGGCAGGGAGCUGUCCGUGCUGACGCCCCAGCCUGGGCCUGGGCUCCCCUUUGUCCUCAAGCCCCGGAUCUUCAUACACUUCUACGUCAGCAACACCCCCAAGGGAGCUGCUCACGACAUCUACCUCCCGCCGCCGUCCUCAGAGGGCUGUCUCCUGCACAGCGCCCCCUUCCGCCUGCAGGCCCACAUCCGAGGGGAGCUGAAGCCCGUGUGCUUCGUGUCCCCCACGAUCCGGGACACCCACGUGGGCUGCCUCUCGGCCAGCGACAAGCUGUCACGCUGGACUGUGUUGGGACUGGGUGGCGCCCUGUUGGCCCAUUUCUUGCCUCCCCUCUAUGCCACCAGCCUUGUCCUGGCCGACCCCUGCCACGACCCUCCCACUCUGAGCAGUGCCAUCCAUACCCGGCCCAACCUGGAUAGGGUCGUGGGCGCGUGCCUGCCACCUCCGUAUGCCCGUACCGCGCUGCACCUGUUUUCGGGCCCCCCCGUGGUUCCUUCAGGCCCCACCUCCAACACCUGCCGUGACGUGAGCCUCAACUGGAGCCUGGGGGACCCUGAUGUCGAGGUUGUGGAUGUCACCACCGGGCGUGUGAAAGCCGACGCUGCCCUCGGGCCUCCCUCCCGCCUCUGCAAGGCAGCCUUUCUCCGGGCCUUCCGCCAGGCUGCCCACGCCCUCGGAAAGUCCCACCUCCUGGCCUUGAAGACCUACGAGGAGGCCAAGGCUGGGUCCCACCAGGAGGCUCGCCAGCAGCUCUCGCUCCUUCUGGAACAGCAGGGCCUGGGGGCUUGGCCCUCGAAGUCACUGGUGGGCAAAUUCAGAAACUGA
This is a messenger RNA of Pteronotus mesoamericanus, 1845 nucleotides long. It is a transcript of the gene ADAD2, whose product is annotated as adenosine deaminase domain containing 2. Gene Ontology annotation, molecular function: double-stranded RNA binding; double-stranded RNA adenosine deaminase activity; tRNA-specific adenosine deaminase activity. NCBI's taxonomy places the organism in Eukaryota, Metazoa, Chordata, Mammalia, Chiroptera, Mormoopidae. Gene Ontology annotation, biological process: adenosine to inosine editing; RNA processing. The record is from RefSeq and is a predicted model, not a curated record. Gene Ontology annotation, cellular component: cytoplasm; nucleolus. The transcript has 10 exons. The coding region runs from base 1 to 1845 and encodes 614 amino acids.